ACCGCCGCUUUAAUUUCCGUCGAUUAUUUUCCUCGUUACGUACAACAAAUCAUUAGAUUAUUGAGUAUUGAGUAGGUAUAGAUAAAAAAGAUUUAAACCAUGUGUAUUGCGUGCGGAUGUAAAAUAUCAACCAAUCAGAAGCCCGCCUUUCAUCAGCGUAUUAAUACGUAAAUGACGGUCGCAAAACACGAUUUACGAAUUGAAUUCGCAUCGGCUGACCAGUCACAAAACGUGCUUAUUCGCAAAAGCGCGGUUCGCGGAUCGCGAGCUGUUGAGCGUGUUGUUCUAUGUCGCGUGUGUCAUUUGUGUUAUUUAUUCAUUUGUUUACAAUUCGAUUUGGUAUAAUUUCGUUCAGAAUCCAGAAUCAUGACUGAAGUAACGCUGAACGGAGUAGUGAUUAAAUUUCCAUUCAAGCCUUAUCAAGUGCAAGAAGACUACAUGAAAAAAGUUAUAGAAUGUCUGCAAGAAGGCAAAAACGGUGUUUUGGAAUCGCCAACAGGCACUGGUAAAACGCUGAGUCUGCUUUGUUCAUCUCUGGGCUGGCUCAUGAUAAAGAAGGCUCAGAUACAGAUUCAAGUGCAAUCGCUUGGUGCCUUGGACCAGGUUGGUUCAGGCAACUCGUACUUGGAUCAGUUCGCAAAGAGUCUUGACAAAGGUGGUGGAAAGUCAACAAAUCAAGCGCCAACAAACACAUUUGGAUGGUCAAUGCCAAAGAUCAUCUAUGCUUCGAGAACUCAUUCACAGUUGUCCCAGGCUAUGCAAGAGUUAAAGAGGACUUCCUAUAGGCAUGUCAGUGUGACAGUCCUUGGAUCCAGAGAUCAACUUUGCAUUCACCCAGAAGUUGCCAAGGAGCAGAACACUUCUAACAAAAUUCACAUGUGCCAGGCCAAAAUAAAGGCCAGAAAUUGCUUUUACUACAACAAUGUUGAGUUGAGAAAAGAUGAUCCAACCAUCAAGGACAAUAUUUUAGAUAUUGAGGACUUGGUAAAGACUGGUCAAAAGUUGAAGUGCUGUCCAUACUUUUUAUCCAAGGAGUUAAAGCAAAAUGCAGAUAUAAUCUUUAUGCCUUACAAUUAUUUACUAGAUCCUAAAACGAGAAAAAAUCAGGGUAUCGAAUUGCAAAAUAAUGUUGUCUUACUGGAUGAGGCACACAAUGUUGAGAAAAUGUGCGAAGAUGCUGCUUCUUUACAAAUUAGUAGUACAGACAUAGCUGUGUGCAUAGAUGAAAUAACACAUGUUAUGAAAGACAUGGCAAAUGAAACAAACGAUCAAGAUUUUUUAUCCGAAGGAUCCAAUGCUGCUCAAAAAGAUUUCUCAGCUGAAGAUCUGUGCAUAUUAAAAGCCAUGUUUUUAGAAUUAGAAAAAGCUAUUGAUUCUAUACAAAUCACAAAACGAGAUGAGGGAGAUACUUAUCCUGGUGGUUAUAUUUUUGAGAUACUUGAAAAGGCUGACAUUACUCAGGGUAAAGAGUUACUAGUGAUUGACAAAUUAGAUAAAAUUGUCACAUAUUUAACAACAGUAAGUGCAUCCUCAUUUACCAGAAAAGGAAAUGCUCUUCAGAAAUUUUCUGAUUUGUUAAGAGUAGUUUUUGCCGGUUCAACAAAUAAUAGGUAUAGAGAAAAAAUUAAACAAUGUUACAAAGUGUACAUUCAAGCAGAACCAGCAAAGAAAUCAUUUAAAAAUGAUGCUUGGGAAACAAAGAAAAUUACAAAAACAGAUGGAAAAUUAAUUAGCUACUGGUGCUUUAGUCCUGGAUUUGGGAUGCAACAAUUGUUAGAUCAAGGAGUUCGUUCCGUUAUCUUAACAAGUGGUACAUUGUCACCUUUGAAACCUUUUAUAUCUGAAAUUGGAAUUGAAAUUGGUGCACAACUGGAAAAUCCUCACAUAGUAUCAAAUAAACAGAUUUGUGUAGGAAUUAUUAGUAAUGGAUAUGACGGUUGCAGUCUUAAUUCAUCGUACAAUACAAGGAAUGAUCCAAAAUAUAUAGCUUCACUUGGAGAAACCAUCAAGAUACUCAGUUGUAUAUUACCCCAUGGUAUGCUAAUAUUUUUCCCAUCAUACCCAAUUAUGAAAAAAUGUCAAGAAGAGUGGCAAAAAAUGGGCAAAUGGUCGCAAAUCGAAGCUAGUAAGCCGAUUUUUGUGGAACCUCAAUCAAAAGAAGGUUUCAACAAUGUUAUGACUGAGUAUUACAAAAAAAUUCACGAUCCAGCACACAAGGGGGCAAUUUUCAUGGCGGUGUGCAGAGGCAAAGUCAGUGAAGGUUUAGAUUUUGCAAAUGCGAAUGGAAGAGCAGUGUUGAUUACUGGGUUACCUUUUCCACCUUUGAAGGAUCCUAGGAUCAUUUUAAAACAGCGAUAUCUGGAAGAAAAUAGAGCAUCGGGAAAAGAGAGUUUGUCAGGUCAACAGUGGUAUCAGCUUGAAGCUUCAAGAGCUGUCAAUCAAGCCAUAGGUCGCAUUAUUCGUCACAAAAACGACUACGGAGCAAUAUUAUUAUGUGACUGCCGUUUCGAUAAUCCUUCGUUUAAACAACAUUUGUCAUCGUGGAUUAGGCCACAUAUCAAAAAAUUCCAAGACUUUCGAAUGGUUGUAAAAGAGUUAAGAGAGUUUUUCAGAUACACAACGGCACACUUGCCACAACCAGCUAUAGGUGCUAGCGAAAUGUCCAGUAUGGCACUGCCAUCAGUUCCAGCUGAGUUUGAUACAAGUAAUACAAGAAUAGUUAAGUCCAACUCUAAAACUCUUGCAACAACACCACAAGAAAAGCAUAAUGAAAACUUUGAUCUGAACGCUUAUAAAAUUAAAGGAAAUACCGAAAAAGAGAAAAAAACUGAUCAAUCUCCUAAAGAUUUCGGAUCAUUAUUCGAAACCAAAUCUAAAACUGUAGUCAAUUUUAGCACUUGCAAACUACAAACAACAGCUAAUACUUUCAAAGAAGUUUCACCUUCAGAAGAACCCAAUGCCAAACGAAGGAAAUUGAAAAUUAAACCCGUGCAGUUCAGUGUAGAAAUGCCUGUAGUCUCAGAACCAUCUACAUCGUGUACAGAGCCAGGAAUAAAAACUGAAUCUCAAAGACCAAGAGUUGAUGGACCAGAAGACAGUGCUGCGGCAAGGCAACAACAAGGAAAGAAGUACAUACAGCAAGUAAAAGGAUCUGUAUCGCCAGAGGACUUUAGCACAUUCAAAACCCUGAUUUCAAGAUAUAAUAAAGGCAUCAGCUUUGAUGAGCUUAUAGCUGCAUUAGAAAAGCUUUUUCUGAUAGACUACAAAUUAAAACAACUGUACAUUGGCUUCAGAAACUUUCUGAGAAAAGAUCAUAUUAAAGCUUUUGAUGCACAAACAAAAUUGAUGGAAAGUUUGGACGAUUAUUUGUUGGACAAACCUGUAUUACAAAGUGAAUCUCAAGAAGUCAAUGUAAAUAAGCCAGAAUAUACUGCAACAUCAAGGCAAGAACAAGGAAAGAAAUAUAUACAACAGGUGAGGGAAUCUAUAUCGCCUGAAGAAUACAGUAUUUUUAAAAGACUAAUGAAUAGUUAUAAAAACGAUGCUAACUUUGAUGAAUUAGUGAAUGGAUUAGAAAAACUCUUCGUCAUAGACCAUAAACUAAAGCAUCUGUUUAUAGGUUUUAGAAGUUUUUUAAAGAAAGAUCAUACAAAAUCUUUUGAUUCACAUAUCCAUGCAAUGGAAGGUUCAAGUAUUUGGUGAGAUACUGCUAUUUAUGAGGGACAGUAACUUAAGGAAAAAGACAGAAGUACAAAUAGUAUUUUAAUUUUAUAUAACAUUUUGUAUAUAAUUUAUUCUAUGUUAUAUCCUCUAUUGAAAUGAGAAUAAAUUUUAUAUUUUUUGUAA
Messenger RNA from Nasonia vitripennis (jewel wasp), 3846 nucleotides. It is a transcript of the gene Rtel1, whose product is annotated as regulator of telomere elongation helicase 1 homolog. Lineage: Eukaryota; Metazoa; Arthropoda; Insecta; Hymenoptera; Pteromalidae. The record is from RefSeq and is a predicted model, not a curated record. Gene Ontology annotation, cellular component: nucleus. The transcript is spliced from 14 exons. The coding region runs from base 367 to 3702 and encodes 1111 amino acids. Gene Ontology annotation, molecular function: DNA polymerase binding; DNA binding; DNA helicase activity. Gene Ontology annotation, biological process: DNA replication; negative regulation of t-circle formation; negative regulation of DNA recombination.